AUGGCUAUCCUGCCAUCCUCCGCGCCGGACCCGGCCCUCCCCCUGCUCACGCAAUGCACGCACAUCCUCGCCAACAUCACCACCCUCCUCAGCGAGCUCGACGCGCUCAAGGACGCGCUCACACACCGCCCGUCCCCGACGACGACGACCAAGCCGCUGGCGUGGAACCAAGCUGUCCCCGGCCUGGGCCCGUUUGAGCGGCUCGUUGUGUCGGAGAAGAAGCACCUCGAGAGGAUGGUGGCCGCCUACACCCCGGAACUCGGGGGAGAGGAGUUGGAGGCGCUGGAUCGGAAGACGCGGUUGAGGCUGGAUGCGAGUAAUUACAAGUUUUAUGAGAGCGUGUGGGAGGUGGCGAAGAGGUGUUGUGAUUUGGCGGGGAUGAGGAGGGAGCUGGCGGUGAAGAAGGAUGGGAAGAAAGGAAAGGGGAAGGGCGUCGGCGCGGUGGUGGAUUUGGUGGUUAAGGGAGGGACGGAAUGGGUUAAGGUUGUGACUACGACGGAGAGGAGGCUGUUUUAUGAGAUGGCGGAUGCGGGGUGGGACUGGGAUGAGGAGGAGCAGGAGGAGAUGCUGGAGGUGUUGAAGGAGGAGGGCGAGGGGAGCGUGGAAGUCGCGCGGGUGGCGCGGUGCAUGAUCGCUGCGGCACGGGGGAGCUUUGAAGGGUACCGCCGGCCGCGGUGCGUGAUCCUCAUGAGCCGGAUCGAGGAGGGCCGGAACGCGCACGUGGAUCGGCUGCUGUCUCUUGUGCGCCGGCUCGGGGAGGGGACCGGGGUGGAGCUGGUCGUUGAGACGGCGAACGCGGGGAUCCUGGCGUGGCCGGCGCCAAGUUUGGGGGAGGCCAUCCGGAAUUUGGUGCAGGCGGACCCGUUUGAGGGCUUCACGGACACGCUGAACGUGGACUGCUCCGCCUUCAUGGCGCUGGCGAGCGACUGCAGCCAUUGGAGGAUCGGGCCCGAGAGUCCGCUGUUGCGGGGCGCGCAGCACCGGCUCGACGCGGCGGAUGAGGUGGAGAACGGGCCGCGGCUGGUGACGACGAUGUAUCCCGCCCUUGGGGCGCGGCGGCUGGUCACGACGAGGGAGGCGGCGGAUACGUUUUUGCGGAUUUUGGGGGAGAUUGGGACGGAGACGGAGAAGGCGCGGACGAGGAUUUUAUUCGAGCCGUUGGGGGAGGGUGAAGGCAGCAGGGAGAGGGUGAGGAAGUUGCAGACGCUGUCGGAGCAUCCCGUCCCCGAAGAUCUGCAGCUGCCUGUUGAGGUCGUGCCGGGUGUGAGCUGGGAGGAGGCGCGGGGGCUGGUGGAGGAGGGGGCGCUGCCGAGGAUCGCGCUGGCGGUGGGGAGGAAGGGCAGCGGGCUGGAUGCGAUGGGGGUGAGUUCGUUUCUGUAUGGGUGGAGGGAGGGGAUCACGACGGUGACGGGGAAUUGGGAGGCUGUGAAGAGGUUGAGGGCUGCGAUCGAGGCUGGGUUUGCGGAGGCGGGUGGGGAGGAGGGGGAUGGUGUUGGUGACGGGCCGAGGGUGUGGAGGAUCCCGUUUUCGAGAAAGUUGUUGGCGAAGCCAAGGCCAAGGGAUAUUGAUGCUGGUGAGGAGGAUGGCGGGGGGAGGAAGUUGAAGACGAGGGUUGAGAAGAAGGUUGAGAAGGAGAGGAGUUUGGAGAGUUGGAUUGGGGAGGUGAGGUUGGAGGAGUGA
Colletotrichum aenigma is the source of this 1680-nucleotide messenger RNA. RefSeq lists its product as uncharacterized. Lineage: Eukaryota; Fungi; Ascomycota; Sordariomycetes; Glomerellales; Glomerellaceae. The transcript has a single exon. Bases 1 to 1680 code for a protein of 559 amino acids. The record is from RefSeq and is a predicted model, not a curated record.